Molecule: messenger RNA, 5152 nt
Organism: Haliotis rufescens (red abalone)
Lineage: Eukaryota; Metazoa; Mollusca; Gastropoda; Lepetellida; Haliotidae
Product: transmembrane protein 47-like
Exons: 4
Coding region: 614-1234 (206 amino acids)
Biological process (GO): cell-cell adhesion
Cellular component (GO): cell-cell junction; membrane
Source: RefSeq, a predicted model, not a curated record
AGCGCGACACUCAAUUAUCGAUUCUCAGUUCUUCCCAAGGCUUGGUUUGGUAAGGUUCAUUGCCAAAGUCCCAAUCUGCGUGCUAUUGGUAUCACAUCUCUGUCAGCGCUCGCCCUGACACACUUAAUUAAUUUCUGUCACACGCAUUGACAGUAAGGUCUUUCUCCGCACCGACAUAUUCUGUCGACUCGAAGACAUACUUGUCACAAGCAAGCGCCUCCAAGGGAAUCACCUCGCAUCUUGUGUUACUAAAAAGAGUGAGGUCUUGGGACAUCUGCUUUUGUCACCGAUGAACCAAAACAUUCCUUCCCGCCAAAACGCUCCGAGCAGACGACAACGUUCCGGGUCCAUUGAGCUGCAGAUCGCUGGCUUACGGUCAUAUCGGGCCGCUCAGUUUAAGCGGUGGUCAGUUAUCCAGCGUCUGUGUAUUUGAAUCCGUACAAUAGCACGGUAAAAAUAGCGAACAGAGCUAAGCCGUGGGGAAACCCAAAGCAUCUCUAUUUUCUCGGCUCCUCAGCGAGUGCAGCGAGCGCCGCAUCAUCCCUGCAUCCCGUUCUGGCUUCACAGCGGUGUGUUCCAAGUUCGCACCUGGAAACUAACUAACUUCGGAACUAUGCCAACGGAAGAAACAGAAAUGGCGCCGACAGUAGCGAUCGAGACGGUGGUGAUCGUUCGCCCGUUAAAGGUCAUAUCAGUCCUAUGUGGAUGUGUUGCUGUGAUGUUGCUGAUGCUGUCGAUAGCAGCAACGACAUGGCUGGAGGCCGACGGUUUUCGCGAGGGAUUGUGGGAAAAAUGCAAAUGGCGCGAUAGGAUAAACCAACAAGUCGACUGCGAAAAGAAUUAUCCAAGAGCAUGGAUCCAGGCGUGCAGGACAAUGUGCUUGCUGUCGCUAGCCACCUGUCUCGUCUCCAUUGUAGUGGCGUGUAUAGGAUUAAGGACGGACAAUUUCCGCUCCAAGUACACAUAUUACAAAGCAGCUUUGUCUAUCAUGUUUAUAGCAGCUUUGUUUGAAGUCAUCGCUCUCAUCAUCUUCCCCGUGAAGUUUCUGGAAGAAGUAAGUCUAGAACGCUCUCACCACAAAUGGGAGUUCGGCUGGGCAUACGGGGUUGGCUGGGGGUCAGCCAUCUUCAUGUUCGGUGCCGCCAUCUUACUAUUGAUAGACAGGGAGAGUGAGGAAGUCAUCUAUAGGGAAAAGACGAUUUAUAAUAAAGAACCCGAACCAGAAGAGGUGUGAAACUAACGAUUCUUCCAUGGAACAAAAACAAACUACCCGACAGUCUUUCCUAAUGUGUGUGUCCCGAAUCCCAGGGGAAUAUCCAGACACCCUGUUAGAGUGUGAUGUAGAGUGUGUUGUCGCUGAUGGGAUGUUCAGAGGAAAGCAUGCUGAGGACCAUGUCGUUUAAUGGUCAUGCAUUUGAAGGUUGCAAAGACUAAACUGAACCAGCAUACAGAGAAAAUGGUAAUUUUAACAUCCAUGAUAUGAAGGAUUAUACUCGUGCCACGCCUGUGCUGUUAUGUCAGCGCACGUCUAUAUAACACGUAAGCGCCAGAGAAUAACUGGUCUCAAUUAUCCGACGGAGCAGAUUCCAUUGGGCAUAACGGCGGUGAACAUAAUAUGAAUGGAUCACUGAAAAUCAGUGAUGAUGAAAAGUGUUAGCAUAUCCUGCCGUACAGGUAGCAACUCAAGUGUGUUCGUGGGUUUCAAAUGUGAGCUGUGUUAUUCAGAAAGGAAAUACCGAGACAACAUCAGUAUCAAAUGUUGCAACUAUGUAUCUGUGUGUCCAUCCAUCACAGGGCCCUAAUGGAUAUUUUAUCUGCAUGAAUAGUCCUUCAGCAAUGACAUAUAUGGGAUGGUUUCCAGGGAGUGCCAUAUAACAUGAUGAGAUUUCUGGUAGAUCGAUGUCCAACUGCUGAUAGCGCGUGUGGUGUUUGACAUUAAAUAAGUGCACAAACGAGACCAGAAACUUGGACCUGUUACGAGAUAAUGAACCACAACAUGCUGAAGGAUUGCUUUCUGUCCAAGCUUUGAUCAGAUUCUGGACGAAAUUAUUUGCAUCUUUUUAACCACAAUUGGAAUUUGAUUCAAAUCGACAAAUUUAAAACAGAUGCAUGCUAUCCAAUUGAGAGGCCAUCAUUCUCUGAAUUUCUCGCCUUUGUUACUAACAUCAUCAAGUAACGCCACAACAUCUGUACUGCUACUACCGUCUGUAUUCGUCCAGAAACGACACAUCUCUGUUGAGUUGAGUCCUAUACCGGAGAGCUCUCAUGCAGUAAACUGUUACUGUUAUACAUGUAGCUUAUGGCUCCGACAAUUAACAAUGGGAUCAAAAAACUUUCUCAAGAAAUAGGUUUCCGUGAGCUUAUAACAUUAUAUCUUAUUUCAUUCGGGGCAGAUAAAUAAGUCAAUGGCUUCAGUCGAGGGCCGAAGAAAAUGAGAGCUCAUAUGCUAAAAGGUUGUUUAAAAUGGGGCGGACAUCAACAUCAACACGAGGAAUAGCGUGAGCAUUACAGUAUCAAAGACUACGUCAAGGAACGAGGGACAGGGAUGAAUACAUGGGGCAAUACUAUCCUUUGAGGAUGAGAACUUAUCGCCCAAAAUGAAACUUCACAAUACUUUCGUAGUCUCCAGAAAUGUGUGUUUCCUUCCUUGUUUUUAUAAACUUAUUUUGUCGAAUUUGUUGUAUUUCUUAAAGAUACUGUGUUUAACAAGUAUUUAUACCGUGCGACUUGUUGGAUCUUCCUUGCCAUCAUCUCUUUAUAUCCUUCGUGUUUGUUGCAGAAGUGUUUUCGUUCAAGUGUAAGCAAAGGGGUGAGAUUGUCAACAUUGUCUGUGACAGGACAACGAUAUUCACUAUCCAAUAAAUUGUCUCCAACCAUAUUCAUUUUCAAGAACAAAAAGAGCAAAUAUUGCAUGUUCGCACGAAUGUAAAGUUUAUAUCAGGGUGCUUGUGCGAAUGAUCAGAUUCUUUUAUAUGACAGUUUGUAGACGUUUAAGUAUAAAGUUGUUUGGUAUUAUGAUGUUGGCAUAAUACUUCAAGAGACUGUGCAACACUGUCUAGAUAUUAUAUGACACUUCAUUAACUAGUGCAUCGCAACCUUUAAUAGAAAAGUGGACACAGUGGUCUGCGAGGUCUCUCCCGAUUCGGACUGUUUCUUAUCACGUUACAUGUUAUCUUUUCAAAAUGGCCUCCAUUCUGUAGCACACGUCGUGACUCUUAUUCUCUGUCAAUAACCAAAUGGUAAUCGGUUGAUGUAGACCUAAGUCUUCGUAAACAAGCGUGAUAAGGACAAAGGUUCAUAGAUAAAAAAGAACGACAAAUGUUGAUAAAAAAAAUUCUUCAGCGAGAUAGAGGACGAAUACAAAUAGUCUUCAAGUGUGAAUUCAGUCAUAAAUACAUGUACAUUAGUUACAAAUGUCAACCCAAUUUGUCUACAUAUAAAUGCUCCUGUUUUAAAGGAUCUAUUCAUGGUUUUUUUCAUUUGAUGUUGGCAUGACAAUGUGUUGUCGUGAAUGAUCAGUUUUGCCUCAAUAUGCAUUCUACUCCUUCUGAACACGACAUGCAUCGGGUUUUUAGAUAUUCCAACUCAAUAAACAAAACCAACGUCACGAUGGAGCAUUAAAGCAACAGUUGGAUUCCGUGUACAUGGCAAUAGCAUUGCAUGACUGAUUAUAGUAUUUGCAUGGCAAGUGAACAGAAGAACAUUCAGUCGUAUAUAAGGCAUUUCCAGUGUUUGCAAUGUACAACGUACAAUGUGUGUAGGUCUUCAUCUCUGUGUGUACUCCAGCCAUCCAGUCAGUCACCACAAUGGAAAAUGCAGACCAUGUUGCUAUAAUAUUUACGUAACUAUUAUGACUGGCCUCUGGUAACAGUCGUAACAUCUUGAUGCUGUACUGAUUAUGUGCAUUGUAUUGUGCAUUUUGUGACUAUUGUGUUUGGAUAUGAAAAGGUAGGAUACAUUAAUGUAUUAUACAAUAUUCAAAGAAUUUUCAGGAUGUUAAAUUGAAGUUACCCAUUUGCAAAAUUGCACUGUAAAACAUAUGGUAUUAAAUAACAACGACAUAUUAUACGUCUAAGCCCACUCUAUUAUGUAUAACGCCGUGAUAUGAUUGAUGUACUGUUCAGACGGGCUUAUUUUUCAACUAUUUACUAUAUUUUGAAAUCAUGGUCUUAUAAUAUUCACCCUCAGCAGUUUUUGUCGUGAAGCUAAUUGGGGAACAGGGUGACCAGCAGCUGAUUCAAUGAGCAAUGUUGGAAACCCACAUUCGACCUGUCAUAAUCUUUGGUCAGUCAGGACCAUACCUGUGCAUGUGGGUUUCCAUGGGCGGAAAACAUUUACGGCCUUCAUCAUUUGGACUUUCUGCAACAUCAAGCUGACACGCACUAACACAACUGAAAUACUGUUCACAUCGGCUUUCAAGCCAAAUUGAUCUCAUUGUGACUGUUUCUACUUUUUCAUGAUAAUUCCUCAGACAUAAGUGUACAAUGUGGAUUGGUUUUAUAUAUGGUCAUAGCAUAGCAAAACAGUACAUUUCUUCAUGCAACACUUCCCCUGGGGAUCUUUUCCAGCUGUAGAAACUAACAGUUUCAGCUAGUCCUUAAAAUGAAAACAUAUAGCAAAACCCUUAAAAAUGGCAAAUUUCUCCUUUUAGGAUACCUUAACUAUUUGGCAGGUUGUCAAGGACUAGGACUAGUGCUAAUUUCUGACGCUGUUUUCUAUUGAUUUUCGCGGCAAUAAUAUUACGAUUAUGAACUUCAGGCGUUAAUUCAAUUGGAGAAAUAUGUUUUCAAAGUGCAUGAAAGUUACUUAAAUACUUUAGGAAAGAAAUAUCAUUUUUCUUCCCUCAGGUGCUAACAGACAACGCGUAAUCUACAGAUUGAUUUGUGUAAGCUUUCGAGGGAGUAUUAUGUUGUUCUUCCCCAAUCGUUCGAUGAAUGAAAUUGCCAAACAAUGGGCAACAUUAUUCCUUUUGUUAUGUGACCUCACUUCAAGCAUACCAUCAAUUACAGUCAACAGUACAAACAUCCCCCAGUAAAGUGUCAUGCGGGUCUUCUCUUUCCACCAACUCAGAGUUUUCUUAUCUGUGUAUUGUACAAACACCAACAUUUGUAUGUUUUCUGGAUGUUGGACAAUAAUAAAUAAACAUCAUGUU